AUGUAUAAAUCCAUAAUUCUUAAUAAGAUUGAAGCAGUAAAAGAAAGCAGAGCGUUAGACUUUAUAAAGAAGACAAAGCAGAUGACGGUGAGCAAAGACAAACUGAUAAGUUUUAUGCAUUCUAACUCUUUUUUGAUAGUCGGUACAAGCCGGAAACGACAAAGCUCAGAGACCAAGAAUAUCAAGAGACAAGCAAAACGGCAGCGGGUAGAUGUGGCUAAAGUAAAACGGAGGCCCGCAAAGUUUAGUCAAGAUGCCGCCAAGGUUCUGCUAAUAGUUUUUGGAGUAGGAAUGUUUGGAAAAGAUGGCGUAAAUCUUAAAGGAAACAAAUGCAGAGCUACUGGUGUUCUUUGGAGGGCAAUUAAGAGGAGGGAGAAAGAAGGUGGUCUUUUGGCGAUAACUAUUGAUGAGUUUAAGACAUCAAAAAUAUGCUACAAAUGCUACAAUGAUUCGUUCAAAAAAAGUAAAAAAUAUGAAAGGUUCCAGUGUUCUUGCUUGCAAAAACUGUCGAACACUGUGGCAAAGGGAUCAUAA
Messenger RNA from Cokeromyces recurvatus, 534 nucleotides. RefSeq lists its product as uncharacterized. The transcript has 3 exons. NCBI's taxonomy places the organism in Eukaryota, Fungi, Mucoromycota, Mucoromycetes, Mucorales, Mucoraceae. The record is from RefSeq and is a predicted model, not a curated record. The coding region runs from base 1 to 534 and encodes 177 amino acids.